Molecule: messenger RNA, 2143 nt
Organism: Alligator mississippiensis (American alligator)
Lineage: Eukaryota; Metazoa; Chordata; Crocodylia; Alligatoridae
Product: CMRF35-like molecule 7
Exons: 5
Coding region: 249-890 (213 amino acids)
Cellular component (GO): plasma membrane
Molecular function (GO): transmembrane signaling receptor activity
Source: RefSeq, a predicted model, not a curated record
UCGGCGGGAUCAACUCCCUUCUGGGUUGCAACAUUUCCCUGCUUUCAAGAAAAGCUUCCAGUAACAAAAUAACAGAUGUUGUGUCACGUCCUGCUGUAGUUGCACUCCACACGGAAGGGAAGUAGCUCAGAGGUGCAAAGUAAGGAAGUGGCUGGUGGCUGUCACGGCUCCAUUUGGAGUUCUGUUGAAAGAAAGCAGGUGCCAGGGCUGUUGCAGAGACCAGACUCAUUCACAGAGGGACCAGGACCAUGCAGGUGCUCCUUCGGCUCUGGGUUCUCUUCCCAGGCUGCUGCGCAGGAAUAGACCUUUUGUCACUGACAGAUCUUAACGCAGUGACGGGCCCGGAGAUGGCGAUGGGACCUGAAGGUGGUUCGGUGUCUGUGAUGUGCCACUAUAGGAAAGGCUACGAAGAGUAUCGAAAAUUCUGGUGCAGAGACGACCCGGUAUCGUGCUUGGGCAGCUACAUCAUAGAGACCACAAGGUCGGAGGCUGAGGUGUGGCAGGACCGAUUCUCCAUCCAGGACAACCACACCCAGCGUACCAUCACGGUGACCGUGGAAAACCUGGUCAUGGCGGAUACCGGCACCUACCUGUGUGGGAUUAGAAGGACACUGAGAGUUGAUCCCUCACACGCUGUGAAACUGCUUGUGUCUCCAGCCUCCACAAAGCCGACCUCAGCUGCUAAGGAAGAAGAAGCCAAUUUCCCUAACCAACACCCCACCCCAGCAGGGUCCAAGGUCAGAAGCAUCCAUUUCCUGCUCCUGGUCGGCUUGAAGGUGCCCGUCUUCCUGUGCAUGGUCUGUGCCGUGGUGUGGGUGAGCGUGCGCUACAGGGCUAGCUCCAGUGACACGGUGCCACACAGACGUGAUCAUGACCUGCCUCGCUCCUAGGCCCGGGAAGGGCCUCAACUCUCACACCAGCAAUGCCUCCACCUGCCCUGCGUUCAGCGUCUCCCAGGUGCUCGACCUGAUUCUCCGCUCCCUUACACUGAAGUUGAUUUGGAGCAAAGUCACAGGAGUUCCCCUGGGAACAGCACUUUCACCCUGGGACAAAUCCAGGAUCCUCUCCUUGUGGAGAGUAAGGCCCAGGAUGUCUUUUCCUAGGUCUUCAGGGAGUGGAGGGGCGCAAAGAUCUGGGAUUUGUGUAUAUCAGGGUUUAAGGUUAUCAUAAUAAAUCAAAUCUCUUUUCUUUUAAAGACGAGGACUGUUUGGAUAAGACCUGAGAAAGCUUCAGCAAUGCAGGCUUCCACAGUACUCCAGUCCGCUCCUUGUCCCACAAGGUCAAUUGGCAAAGCAUCCCCUCAGGUAUUAUGCAGGGAUAUCCGGAGACUGAAUAAUAAGCUGUCAAGUACUUAUAGGUCAGACUCUUUUUUCCCUCCCUUCCUGGUUUUGAGGAGGGUGCUGCAUUUCCUAUUCAUUGUGCGAGAGUGGUUGUGUUCUUUGUUUUGUGCCAAGGCCAGCCAGAGCCCUGGAGAGACCCUGUGAAGUAUUAGAAAUCUCCAGAUAAAUUUUAAAAAGAUUACAAGCCAUAACAUGCUGGCAAGGCCAACAAGCAAGAUGCAGACCCUUGAAGGCUGCCUAAGACAAGUGCAUAGACUCAUCUCAUACAGGUUUUCUUCUCUACCUGGAUAUUGUGUCGGGGUGACAUGUAGGGGGUGCAUGUGAGUGCACAUGCACCCCCUGAGCAUGGCUGUGCACCCACUAUAAAAAGAUGCUGCUGACACUGUCAUCAGCGCCUGUGGGCAGUCGCCGGUCACCACCCCACUGCCAAUAAUACCGGUGGCGUCUGCGGGUGGUUGCCGACCCCUGACCAGCGGGCGCACCCCUCCACCGAGAGUGCCAGCGGCAUCUGCAGGAGCUCCCGCGUACCACCGCCGCACUCCCACUGCAGCCACCACGCUCCCGCAGCCACCGUGCCCUUCCAGCCGCCAGGGGCACACGUCGUUCAUGUAUGAAGUGCUGGCUGUGGUAUUAUUGUGUUGUGCUAGUUUAAUUGUAGCUGACUGGCUGCAUGGUACCCUCUUGUGUCUUAUCAAUCUUAAAAUUAAUAAAAUGUUUUACAUUAAGUUACCAGAACAUUUCACUGACCAAACACUAACAUCCACCGAGAGCCUCCAGCAUGCAGUGGCGUCCAGCUCACUGGU